UUUCAGUUCUACAAUCAGCUUAUAUGCUGUUGAGUUGGGUUUACAGAUCAAGGAAAGAAGACAAGCUUGGGACAGAAGAAAGUACACUCCGAAACAGGAAAAUGAACAAGUUAAUUAGUUUGGGACUUGUUUGGUAAUUUGCCAGACACUACUUCACUCCAGGCGAAGAAAAACGUAGGUUUUUCUCUGAUACCCCCCCGCAAGCUGGUGGGCAGAGAUUCAGCACACCAAGCUUGGAGAGAAGAUGAUUGAAGGUUGCUGGAGGAAGAGGUUUGGUGAAGAGAUCUGCCAGCUGAUGCACGGUGGAGAUAUGAAGCACUUUGAUGAUGUUGGAGAUGAUCUUUUCGCGCACAAAAUGGCAGUCAAGUUCAAUGUGUUUCGUCCUUUCGUGAAAGGUUGGAUUUUCGGCGAUGUAGAUUGC
This is a messenger RNA of Linum tenue, 421 nucleotides long. NCBI's taxonomy places the organism in Eukaryota, Viridiplantae, Streptophyta, Magnoliopsida, Malpighiales, Linaceae. The record is from the annotation of a GenBank genome assembly.